Galeopterus variegatus (Sunda flying lemur) is the source of this 624-nucleotide messenger RNA. Its product is annotated as spermatogenesis-associated protein 7-like. Gene Ontology annotation, cellular component: rod photoreceptor outer segment; ciliary basal body; axoneme. The record is from RefSeq and is a predicted model, not a curated record. NCBI's taxonomy places the organism in Eukaryota, Metazoa, Chordata, Mammalia, Dermoptera, Cynocephalidae. Gene Ontology annotation, biological process: photoreceptor cell maintenance; protein localization to photoreceptor outer segment; microtubule cytoskeleton organization. The annotation marks the transcript as partial. The transcript is spliced from 2 exons.
AUGCAGAUCAACAACGAAGAGAGAAACUCAAAAAGGAAUUAGCACGAUGUGAAAAAGAGUUCAAAUUAAAUAAAACUGCAAUGCAGGCUCAUUCUAAAAAUAAUUCCAAGCUAUUAUUUAACACCCUCCGAAAGCCCUCAGGGGAACCCCAAGACCAGAAUGAUGUGUUAAUAGAAGAAAUGAAUGGAUUUUCAUCCCUUGCGAGGUCACUAGUACCUUCUUCAGAGAGAUUACACCUAAAUCUACCUAAAUCCAACAAAGCCCUCAUGAAUGGUACUGAGAACAACUCCACUACCUCCCUGUCCAGCAUGGAUUCCACAGCUUCUAGGCCCAGGAAACAGUGCUCCAGAACCACGUAUGGCAGAAAGCCCAGGAGCGCAUUCCCAAAUUCCCACCAGUUUCAGUUAGUCAUUUCAAAAGCACCCAGUGGGGAUCUUUUAGAUAAACAUUCUGAACUCUUUUCUAACAAACAAUUGCCGUUCACUCCACGCACUUUAAAAACAGAAGCGAAAUCUUUCCUGUCUCAAUAUCGAUAUUAUACACCUGCCAAAAGAAGAAAGGAUUUUACAGAUCAACGGAUGGAAGCUGAAACCCAGACUGAAUUGAGCAGGUAUGGGAAUGAAA